CCUUAAGCAUCAUACAAAGGCUUAGUAGAGAUGGAAGCCCUCAAGAGCUCUUUUGCUACUUCUCGCUGCUCUCUCAUUUUCUUUGGUCUUUUACUUCUCUUUGCUUCAGCGAUGUCCUCUUCACAAGCCAAAACUCAGCUGCAUGACUUUGUCAUUCAAACAACACCAGUGAAGAGGCUGUGCAAAACCCACAACAUCAUCACAGUGAAUGGCCAAUAUCCGGGUCCAACCUUGGAAGUCAACAAUGGUGAUACUUUGAUUGUCAAAGUCACAAACAAAGCUCGCUACAAUGCCACCAUUCACUGGCAUGGGAUUCGGCAAAUGAGAACAGGAUGGGCAGACGGGCCAGAAUUUGUGACACAGUGCCCGAUUCGGCCAGGAGGAAGUUACACAUAUCGUUUCACGAUUCAAGGGCAAGAAGGGACAUUGUGGUGGCAUGCUCAUAGCUCAUGGCUUAGAGCCACCGUCUAUGGAGCCCUCAUUAUUCGUCCGAAACAAGGAGAUUCCUACCCAUUCACUAAGCCAAAGCGUGAAAUACCCAUUCUUCUUGGCGAAUGGUGGAAUGCAAACCCCUUAGAUGUUGUGAGGGAGGCGACUCGCACAGGAAAAGCUCCAAACUUGUCAGAUGCAUACACCAUUAACGGUCAACCUGGCAAUCUUUACAGCUGCUCCAGCAGAGACACCGUCAGAGUUCCAAUAGACUCCGGUGAGACAAAUCUCCUCCGAGUCGUCAACGCCGCCCUGAACCAAGCGCUGUUCUUCACGGUUGCCAACCACAAGCUCACAGUUGUUGGCGCUGAUGCCUCCUACACCAAACCCUUCACCACCACAGUCAUCAUGCUAGGCCCUGGCCAGACCACCGACGUUUUGAUCAGUGGUGACCAGCCUCCGGCUCGAUACUACGCGGCAGCACGUGCCUACGCUAGUGCCUCGGGUGUACCAUUCGACAAUACCACCACCAGAGCCAUUCUUGAAUACAAGUCAGCUUCUUGCGCUGUCAAAAACUGUGCAUUAACCAAACCUGUUAUGCCCGUUCUACCGGCUUUCAAUGACACAGCCACCGUCACUCGCUUCAGUACGAGCUUCAGAAGUCUCAGGAAUGUGGAAGUCCCGACUGUGAUCGAUGAAAACCUCUUCUUCACAAUCGGUGUAGGACUCAAACAAUGCCCAAAACAUCUUAAUAAAACCAGGCGGUGCCAGGGCCCCAAUGGAACGCGCUUCACUGCCAGCAUGAACAACGUGUCUUUUGUGCUCCCAUCCAAAAUGUCCAUACUUCAGGCUUUUGAGAAACGCGUACCUGGAGUUUUCACCACUGAUUUCCCAGCAAACCCUCCCGUGAAAUUUGACUACACCGGCAAUGUCAGCCGCUCACUGUGGCAACCUGUUCUGGGGACUAAGGGGUACAGGUUGAAAUUCGGGUCAAGGGUACAGGUCGUUUUACAAGACACAAGUAUCGUCUCCCCUGAGAACCACCCAAUUCAUCUUCACGGAUACGAUUUCUACAUCAUUGCGGAGGGUUUUGGAAAUUUCAAUUCCAAGACUGAUACAGCAAAAUUUAACCUUGUUGAUCCACCUCUGAGGAACACGGUGGCAGUACCUGUGAAUGGAUGGGCAGUCAUCAGAUUUGUCGCUGACAAUCCAGGUGCCUGGUUAUUGCACUGUCACUUGGACGUUCAUAUCGGCUGGGGUUUGGCCAUGUUGUUCUUGGUAGAUAAUGGCGUAGGAAAAUUUCAGUCGAUCGAGCCUCCUCCAGCGGAUUUGCCACUUUGUUAAGAUCAUCAAUAUAAUAAUUAUUUACCAUCAAAUUCAUAAGCCCGUAACAGGGUAUUUUUUUUUCUGCGAUUACUACACGAUUCCUCUGUUGUUUUCCCUUCAUUUGGGGACCUAAUGCUUUCUCUGUUUCAUUGUUCUUUUUCAUGGAUAAAGCAGGUUUAGAGGAGAUGGUGAAGUGGUUGUAAAACUGCAGCACCAUCUAAUUUAUAAGCUAUAGACCCGAGACAUGUCUCUUGGUUUGAGAUGUAUUUUUUAUUGUUUUUCUAAAAAUAAUGUUGAAGACAGAUUUGAAACUUAGAAUAUUUUUAUGGUGUACGAGUCUCAUUAUAAUUCAAUCAAUAUAAAGAUCCUUCCUUUUUCUCU
Messenger RNA from Corylus avellana, 2136 nucleotides. RefSeq names its product laccase-12. Gene Ontology annotation, biological process: lignin catabolic process. Lineage: Eukaryota; Viridiplantae; Streptophyta; Magnoliopsida; Fagales; Betulaceae. Gene Ontology annotation, cellular component: apoplast. The record is from RefSeq and is a predicted model, not a curated record. Gene Ontology annotation, molecular function: copper ion binding; hydroquinone:oxygen oxidoreductase activity.